AUGGGAAAAUUACCCUUCGAACAUUGGCGACCCAUGAAGUUGCAGCCUCUGCCCAUGUACGGCUCGCUCCCGAAUUCCGAGCAGCUGAAGGUGUUCCGCCGAGCGCCCAACGACACGCGUAAAGUCAUCGUGGCGACCAACAUCGCGGAAACCUCCAUCACGAUACCCAACGUGAUCUACGUGAUCGAUUGCGGUUUCGUCAAGCUGCCCUGGUUCGACGUCGAAACGCAGACGAAUGGGCUCAUCAUCGCCCCGGUGUCCAAAGCUUCGGCCGACCAACGUGCCGGCAGAGCCGGUAGAGUGAGAUCGGGCAAAGCUUACAGAUUGUACACCGAAGAGGCGUUCAAUGAACUGAUAACCGCAACUCCGCCCGAAAUGCAGCGUUCGGAUCUCGGACCUGCUGUACUGCAGCUCAAAGCCUUGGGUAUCGACAACGUGCUGCGCUUUAGUUUCCCGUCAUCGCCGCCGAGUAAGAGCCUGCUCUCUGCCCUCGAGUUGUUGUACGCUCUCGGGGCGAUAGACGACAGGGGCGAGCUCACUGAUCCGGUAGGAGUGACUAUGGCCGAGAUACCGCUCGAGCCUGUGUUUGCCAAAUGCUUGAUCGCGUCAGGUGAAAUGGGCUGUUCCGAAGAGAUAACGACCAUCCUGGCGAUGCUGCAGGUGCAAAACGUAUUUGUACGACCGACGAGCGGCCAAGCUGCGAUCAAAGCUCGGAUAGCUCGACGUCUCUUCGAGACCGCGGAAGGUGACUUGCUCACGCUACUCAAUGUUUACGCGGCCUACGAGAAGAACAAGACAAACAGCUGGUGUCAAAAGUACUUUGUCAGUAGCAAGGCUCUGAGACGUGCCACGGAAAUACGCGUUCAGAUGCGCAAGCUCGUCAAGAGACUAGGCAUCGCCCUCGAGUCUUGUGGAGUGAACAUCGAACCGAUUCUCAGAUGUUUGACAGUCGGACUCUUCCCGCAUGCGGCUUACUUACACUAUAGCGGGGUUUACAGGACGGUGAGGGGUAACAAGGAUCUGUAUAUACAUCCCCACAGUUGUUUGUAUACUUUGGAACAGCCACAAUGGAUAUUAUUCAGCGAGAUUUUGCAAACUGACAAAGCAUACAUGGGAGACUUGACUGUGAUAAGGCCUGAAUGGCUGAUUGAAUUGGCACCGCACUUUUAUCAGAAAACUGCGAUCGACGAUAAUUAAA
Copidosoma floridanum is the source of this 1198-nucleotide messenger RNA. Its product is annotated as putative ATP-dependent RNA helicase DHX35. Gene Ontology annotation, molecular function: helicase activity; RNA binding. The record is from RefSeq and is a predicted model, not a curated record. Gene Ontology annotation, cellular component: intracellular anatomical structure; catalytic step 2 spliceosome. Lineage: Eukaryota; Metazoa; Arthropoda; Insecta; Hymenoptera; Encyrtidae.